AAGCAAAGCGCCAUCACCACGAUGGCAUCCGAGUUAAGGACGGGGCUGGAGUGACCAGUGACCACCAUACUGCCCACCGCAUUCAGCAGCAGCAGCGGCAGGGAAGGAGGGGAAGGAAGCAAGCAACGAGCCGACGACGAAGCAGCAGCGAGAAUCAAACGCCAUAAUGGUCAAACAUGACUAGUAUAGAGGGCGGAGGCGGCGCCCUGAGGCGUAAAGGAGACGCCUUUUGCAGCCGUUCUUGGAGCCUUCUCCGACGAAAUGGCCCAUCAAGGAGUUCCUAAAUUUGGAAACUGGAAGGAUGACGGCGAUCACCUUUACACACAGUAUUUUGAAAAUGCUCGGAAGGGUAAAUCACCGGGGAGGUCUGUUAGUCAAAAUGACCAUAAUGGAGAUCCGGAAGCGCUCUCAAAGGAUCCACCAUCAGUUAAAGCCUCUCCUCUGAGGACUGGAUCAGAUCCAGCAGUGCGGAAGCUCAAGGAUGAAAGACGUGCAUAUCAAGAAGAUGAUCUUCGUCGGCACGAGGCCACUGCUCGAAAACCGCCUAAUCAUAGAUACAGUGAUCAUACCAACCAUGACAGUGCAGUGAGAAAAACUAGCAUGGAACAUUCACCCAUUCAUCCUCGUCACCAAGCAAGAAUUGUGAACAAAGGUGGGGUUUCAUCUCCUCCUUGGGAACGGAGGGGUUCAUCAGAAGGAAACCGGGGGGCUGCUCCAACCACGCCUGGAAGGUCCCAGAUGAGAUCAAGCGGCCGUGGAGAUGAAACGCCUGAUAGAGGAUCAGCUGUGCCCAAGUUUGGAGAAUGGGAUGAGAAAGAUCCAUCUACAGGUGAAGGUUUCACAGGCAUAUUUGACAAAGUGAGGGCGGAGAAGCAGUCUGGUUCCGGCAAUGCUCCUGUCAUCACCGGUGAUACAGGUUAUAAACAAUCUAAUCAAGGCCGCAAAUAUGAAUCCUCAGGUUGCUCAUGCUUCAGUUGGUUCAAGAACUGAUAUCCAUCCCCUGUCCUUGAGAAUCACAUAAACCUGUGUCGAUUGUUUUGUCAUUGUAAAAUAAGAGAGCCCUACUAUGUUGCCCUUGUUGUAAUAUUGUUUGGUAGCAAGACGUGCCAGAACACGACUUUGCAAACUUGAGCUUCACUAAUUUGAGCUGUUUUUGUAACU
Phragmites australis (common reed) is the source of this 1161-nucleotide messenger RNA. RefSeq names its product RPM1-interacting protein 4-like. The transcript has 5 exons. The record is from RefSeq and is a predicted model, not a curated record. Bases 262 to 990 code for a protein of 242 amino acids. NCBI's taxonomy places the organism in Eukaryota, Viridiplantae, Streptophyta, Magnoliopsida, Poales, Poaceae.